Molecule: messenger RNA, 651 nt
Organism: Bolinopsis microptera
Lineage: Eukaryota; Metazoa; Ctenophora; Tentaculata; Lobata; Bolinopsidae
Product: trichohyalin-like
Exons: 2
Coding region: 1-651 (216 amino acids)
Source: RefSeq, a predicted model, not a curated record
AUGCAGGAUAGGAUGCAGGAGAGGGUGCAGGAAAGACUGCAGGGGAGACAGCAGGAGAGGCUGAAGGAGAGGCUGCAGGAGAGGCUGCAGGAGAGGCUGCAGGAGAGACUGCAGGAGAGGCUGCAGGAGAGGCUGCAGGAGAGGCUGAAGGAGAGGAUGAUGCAGGAGAUGCAGAUGCAGGAGAGGGUGCAGGAAAGACUGCAGGGGAGACAGCAGGAGAGGCUGAAGGAGAGGCUGCAGGAGAGGCUGCAGGAGAGGCUGCAGGAGAGACUGCAGGAGAGGCUGCAGGAGAGGCUGCAGGAGAGGCUGCAGGAGAGGCUGCAGGAUAGGAUGCAGGAGAGGCUGCAGGAGAGGCUGCAGGAAAGACUGCAGGGGAGGCAGCAGGAGAGGCUGAAGGAGAGGCUGCAGGAGAAGCUGCAGGAGAGGCUGCAGGGGAGGCUGAAGGAGAGGCUGCAGGAGAGGCUGCAGGAGAGGCUGCAGGACAGGCUGCAGGAGAGGCUGCAGGAAAGACUGCAGGGGAGACAGCAGGAGAGGCUGAAGGAGAGGCUGCAGGAGAGGCUGCAGGAGAGGCUGCAGGAGAGACUGCAGGAGAGGCUGCAGGAGAGGCUGCAGGAGAGGCUGAAGGAGAGGAUGAUGCAGGAGAUGCAGUAA